This is a messenger RNA of Musa acuminata subsp. malaccensis (wild Malaysian banana), 660 nucleotides long. The record is from RefSeq and is a predicted model, not a curated record. NCBI's taxonomy places the organism in Eukaryota, Viridiplantae, Streptophyta, Magnoliopsida, Zingiberales, Musaceae.
CCAUGUGGCGGUGUGACGUCGGCUGUCGGAUCGAACCUCCUCUCACGGAUCUUGCCACCCUAUCUUCAACUCCCCCGGACCUCCCUCCCUCUCUCUCUUCUCUCUCUCCUCUAUAUCUAAAGCACAUAGGGAAUCCAGAUUCAGCGUUACGGAACACAACACUUGAAGAGGCUGCAAUGGGUUCUUGGGUUCGCACCAUCACUACCCCCUUCAGGAAAGCUUGCACCCUCAUCAGCCCACCCAGAGACAAGAAGCCGCAAACAGCGGGACACGACCGGCACAGGACGGCACUACACGGCGAGGUGAUGGCCUGCUCCUACCACGACGUGCAGGUGAUGUGGUCCAUCCUCGACAAGUCCAGCCCCGGAGAAGAUCAUGCCCGACGCUGAGGACCCCCCGAGUCUCUUAUAUGUUGUGCAGGUGUACAUUCUGGUCGGCCAAACGAUCGCUCUGGUGUUGGAGAACGAGAGUCGACUUGGCCUUUGUACUGUGAAGCCUUUUCCUUGGCUGGAAUCCCCAUGGCAUUGUUAGGUGAAGCACGAUGUGCAGUUCGUCCCCUUUGUACAAACACUUUGGCCAUGCAAUUGUGGGGAAGCUUGUAAAUGGUCAUCUACAUCUCUCUCUGCAUCAAUGAUCCAAUCACCAUCGUCCGUUGGUCAA